This is a messenger RNA of Knipowitschia caucasica, 930 nucleotides long. Lineage: Eukaryota; Metazoa; Chordata; Actinopteri; Gobiiformes; Gobiidae. The record is from the annotation of a GenBank genome assembly.
AUGCUCUCGAUCAUCAGUCCAGACUCUCGAUCAUCAGUCCAGACUCUCGAUCAUCAGUCCAGACUCUCGAUCAUCAGUCCAGACUCUCGAUCAUCAGUCCAGACUCUCGAUCAUCAGUCCAGACUCUCGAUCAUCAGUCCAUGCUCUCGAUCAUCAGUCCAGACUCUCGAUCAUCAGUCCAGACUCUCGAUCAUCAGUCCAGGCUCUCGAUCAUCAGUCCAGACUCUCGAUCAUCAGUCCAUGCUCUCGAUCAUCAGUCCAGACUCUCGAUCAUCAGUCCAGGCUCUCGAUCAUCAGUCCAGACUCUCGAUCAUCAGUCCAGACUCUCGAUCAUCAGUCCAGACUCUCGAUCAUCAGUCCAUGCUCUCGAUCAUCACUCCAGACUCUCGAUCAUCAGUCCAGACUCUCGAUCGUCAGUCCAUGCUCUCGAUCAUCAGUCCAGACUCUCGAUCAUCAGUCCAGACUCUCGAUCAUCAGUCCAUGCUCUCGAUCAUCAGUCCAGGCUCUCGAUCAUCAGUCCAGACUCUCGAUCAUCAGUCCAGACUCUCGAUCAUCAGUCCAGACUCUCGAUCAUCAGUCCAGACUCUCGAUCAUCAGUCCAUGCUCUCGAUCAUCAGUCCAGGCUCUCGAUCAUCAGUCCAGGCUCUUGAUCAUCAGUCCAUGCUCUCGAUCAUCAGUCCAUACUCUCGAUCAUCAGUCCAUGCUCUCGAUCAUCAGUCCAUGCUCUUGAUCAUCAGUCCAUGCUCUCGAUCAUCAGUCCAGGCUCUCGAUCAUCAGUCCAGGCUUUCGAUCAUCAGUCGAGGCUCUCGAUCAUCAGUCCAGGCUCUCGAUCAUCAGUCCAGGCUUUCGAUCAUCAGUCGAGGCUCUCGAUCAUCAGUCCAUGCUCUUGAUCAUCAGUCCAGGCCCUCGUCACAGCUGGUCCCAGCGUGA